AAGAAAUGAAGCGUAAUGCUGAAUGGGCUUAUGUAGGUGCAUUGAUUAUUCAAACGCACAAGAUGAUGCAAAUAUCAAAAAAUAAGACUUUUAAAGAUGAUGACAAGCGCAAAAAGGAUUUAAUGACAAUUCUAACAAAUUCAAUCCCGGACGACACAUCUGCUAUUCAAGCUGGUCGAUACAAACAGGUUUAUGAUCAUAUCACUGAUUUAAUAUCAAAAUUGGAAAAGCAGGAAAUUCUUUUUGAGAUUUGGUAUCUUUUAUUAAACAAAGCUG
Racocetra fulgida is the source of this 276-nucleotide messenger RNA. The record is from the annotation of a GenBank genome assembly. Lineage: Eukaryota; Fungi; Glomeromycota; Glomeromycetes; Diversisporales; Gigasporaceae.